GGAAGCGGCAUGUUGAAGACGUUCAUAUUUUUGCAAGUACAAAUGUAUUGUUUCGUUGAUAAAGUAUGUUAGUUUCACUAGAGAAACAUGUUUUGAGAUGUCUGAAAGGUCAAAAACAUUUAAAGAGUGCAGGUACUAGCUUUUUGAUGAGCGGAAGAAAAUAAGAAUAUAGCUAUGGUUGUGAAGCCAUGUGCUUCUUUGUUUACAAAAACAGCGGCUGUUGGAGAGAUUGUGUGAACGGUUCUGUGAAGAAAAUGGAAUUUGGGCUUGUAAGAAGUGAGCCGCACAACCGGCGACAAAGUCUGCGUUUUUAAGUCAAGUUACAGGGCGCAAGGAUGAUUGUUCAGGUUCUCCUGACGGGGACACUAUGCUGCCUACUGCCAGGUUUGCUGGAUGCUACACCUCUGAAGGCUAGAGCUGUAGGGGAGGUCAGCAUCGACUCUGCCCAGGCUCAUGGCUUCCUGUCUCAGUCACGCUCCAAACGGAACGUCGACCCGGACCCCAAGUGGCACCGCGGCACACCUGAUUUCCAGUCCUACUACAAAUUCUACAACAGCAUAGGCCAUAUUGAAGGACUGUAUGAGAUUGACAAGAUCAGGAUACUGUAUCAGCAGAUGCGUCACCUAGAGCAGGUCUAUGGCCCAGACGCAUCCAGCUACCAGAAUGCCCUGGGUGUGAUAACCCCUCCACCUACCACCGCAGCUCCUACCACUACCACAGUGCCUCCUACCACUCAGCCCCCUCCUACUACACCAGCACCACUUUCUCUAACUGAGGCUGAUGUCCUGUAUCUGUGUAACCCCAAAGACCCCCUCUGUAAAGCUCACAUCGUUUACCUGCCUGCAGGGGCCAUCCCGGUCCUCUGUGACCCACGCUACAACCCUACCUGCAAACCCCAAACCGGCAAGGUGGUCAUAGCCGCUGCCGGACCUGCGGAGCUAGCUCCUGCAGCACCUGUAGAGCCAGCUGUUGAAUCACCUCCCCCACCUCCACCCCCUCCUAAGAAGUCUCUCCAACCUCCUUCUCCCGUUGUCAUUAAAGGGAUGGAGUAUGACUGCGACCCUUACUGGGACCCUGACUGCCUGAUCGAUCACCCACCUCGCUCUGUCCAGGUGACUGAGCCACCACCACCCCCUACUCUCCCACCUGUUGUGGUGGCCCCUGUUGAGGAGGAGGAGGAAGAGGAGGAGGAGGAGGAGGAAGAAGAAGAAGAAAUGGCCACCAAGGAGACAGUAGCGUCUUCUGACCCUUAUGAUUGGGGACGUGACCUCUUUGACCCUUACCGCUAUUCUGACCCAGCACCUGACCCCCAGUAGACAGUUUUUUGUUUUGUUUAUCUAAGUACAAACAUAACACAUUAGUACUGCAAUACAACAGAAGGUAAUUUACCAAAUACUGUGAGCAACCAGUAGGACUGUGAGCAAAACCAUAACAAACACAAUUGUACACGAACACAAUUUCCCCCCCAUGUAUGACAUUUCUCAGUUCCAUCAGAGAAUAUUGUUUUGAGUUGUAGAGACAACGGAUUUAUAAUAUAUUGUAUUCAACGUGUGUGUGUCUGUUAUCAAUUAAUAUUUUUUUUUAAAUAAGUGUCACGUCCCAUUUGAAAUUGUUUGUGGUACAAGGUCGACCUCCAGCGGUGAGAACUGAAACUGUAAAUUAAACGUUCUAUCUGGA
This is a messenger RNA of Salvelinus namaycush (lake trout), 1677 nucleotides long. RefSeq names its product leucine-rich repeat extensin-like protein 3. The coding region runs from base 336 to 1316 and encodes 326 amino acids. The record is from RefSeq and is a predicted model, not a curated record. NCBI's taxonomy places the organism in Eukaryota, Metazoa, Chordata, Actinopteri, Salmoniformes, Salmonidae. The transcript is spliced from 5 exons.